Molecule: messenger RNA, 342 nt
Organism: Ostertagia ostertagi
Lineage: Eukaryota; Metazoa; Nematoda; Chromadorea; Rhabditida; Trichostrongylidae
Source: the annotation of a GenBank genome assembly
AUGCUUUUCUACACAAGAGACGUCGACAUUAUCACGGAAUCUGUAAAGCGAUGUGACCUAGCUGGCUCCUGCACCUCACGGAAAUGUACACACAUCAGCAGCAGGACUGAGAUUCCUGAACUACGCGACACCUACGAAUAUCCUGGAAUCGCACGAUGUACCACAUCGUGUGGUGGACUUGGAUGCGGAUGUGUCCCUUCCUAUGCCUGGAUGCCUAUUCUCUCGUUCUUAUGCAAAACCGAAGAACAACAAGAUCUACCGGUAUUCCAUUGCCCAACCUGGCACGGAAUCCGCUUUGAUAACAUUCACCUACCACCGGAGCACAAGGAACAAAGCAUCUGA